Vespula vulgaris is the source of this 3874-nucleotide messenger RNA. RefSeq names its product inositol-pentakisphosphate 2-kinase (gene Ipk1). The transcript has 7 exons. Bases 2249 to 3853 code for a protein of 534 amino acids. Gene Ontology annotation, biological process: inositol phosphate biosynthetic process. The record is from RefSeq and is a predicted model, not a curated record. Gene Ontology annotation, molecular function: inositol-1,3,4,5,6-pentakisphosphate 2-kinase activity; ATP binding. Gene Ontology annotation, cellular component: nucleus. NCBI's taxonomy places the organism in Eukaryota, Metazoa, Arthropoda, Insecta, Hymenoptera, Vespidae.
UGAAAGAAGGAAAGAAGGAACGAUUUAAUUGAACGUAAUGAAAACUCGUUUAUAAUUUUCUCUGUAAAUAGAAUUAUUGAUUGACUUUUAAUCAUAUACGAUUCGAACAAUUUUUAAUGGAACGAAUAGACUCUCUAAAAUAAUUUCUAUGUUUCUUCAACGAAAAUGAAAUCUCUCUCGAUCGAAAAUCGUUCGUAACGUAAUGAUCGAUUGUUAUUUCUUAAAUAGAAAGAAACACGUUAUCAAAAUGUUCGGAUAGAAAGCUUUCUUAACAAAAUCAAAUGUUCAAGAUACUUUCGAAAUCAUUGAUGACGAACGCAUACGUAUCGAAAUCAUUUCUAAUCGGUUGAUAUAAAUUGUCUACGAAGUUUUUACAAACAAACAAACGAAAAGGAAACUGUUUCUUUCGAUUAAAUGGAAAUCAUUUUCAAAGUGAGAUUUAGAUUCUCUUGGAAAACUACCUAGAAUCGAAAAAUAAACUAUCAAAACAAAGAAUCUAAUCAAAGAAAAAUAAAAAUUAUCUUGGAAUAGAGUGUCAUCGGAUAAGAAGAACGCAUGCAACGUUGUGUGUUACAAACGCUUUUGUUCUAAAACGAGAACCAAAUUUUCCUCUAUCAAAAAGAGAAAAAGAAAGAAAAAAGAGACAGAGAAUGAGAAGUAUAUCUCUUUGAAGAACUAACUUCUUUCGACCGAGGAAUUAUCAAUGCAAAAGGAAAAAAAUAAAAUAAAAGAAGAAGAAAGAAACAAACAAAAAAAAUCUAAUCUAACGAAACAAGGACAUUAAAACUUAUUAAAAAACGAUUAACCGAACAGUUUAAGACGAUAAAAAAAUAAAAAAAAAAGAAAUAGAUAAUAGUCGUCUUUAGUUCGUCGUUGUCAGUGCGACGUAAAAAAAGAGAGAGAAAUUAUUACGAAAACGAAGAGUUACACUUUCUCCAAACAAACUCUUCGCGCGAACGAAAAGAUAAACUACGAAACAGCAUUAAAGAGAUCCAACGAAAAAGGAAAAUUCAAAAUCUAUUAAAAAAAGAUUAAUCGAACGGUUCGAGUUAGUAAGAAAAAAAAAAAAAAAGAACAGAAAAUAAAAGAUCGUUUCCCGGUGUGCAUGGUUGCAUUAGUCGCGUCGUUAAAGAGAAGCCGAUGAAGUCGAACAGGAAAAGAAAGAAAAAGAACAGAGAGAAGAAAGAGAGAAAGAAAUAAUUACAUUUUCUCCAAAUAAUUCUUUCGAGAACUACAAAUAAACUGUCGGUACGAAACGCCAAAAAAGGAUCUACCUAAUCAAAGAAAAUAAUAGCAACAAUAACAACAGCAAUAAUAACAGUAAUGAAAAAUAACGAUAGAAAAUAUGAAAACUUAUGAAAACUUAUGAAAAAGGAUUGAUCGAACGGUUUGGAGUUGUUAAAUUAAAAAAAAAACAAAAAAAAAGAAAAAAAAGGAAAAGGAAAAGGAGAGAAAAAAAAGUAGAUAAUGAUCGUUUCCCAGUGUGAGUCGUUGUUAGUCUCUGCGACGUGAAAGAGAGCCGAUAAAGUCAAGAAGGAAAAGGAGAGGGAUAUAUAUAUACAUAGAGAGAGAGAGAGAGGGAGAAACAGACAGAAAAAAAAAUAAUGGUUGAGAACCAUCGGCUCCGGUCCGCGCAGGCCGUAUUCGGGACGCAGCUGCGACGCGCAGCCGGCGCGCGGGGUCACGUGACGAAUAGCGAAGCUCUGAGCUCUGGCAGCAGGGUGAUAGGAUAUACGUAUAUAUACGUAUGUGUGUAUAAAGCCGGUAGUGGGGGCGAGAGUAGCGAGCGGGUAACGCUAUUGGUUAACGCUACAAUUCCCCCACUCCUUGGAUAUUCGAACAAAGGGACGAGGCUACGUCGUCGCCGACACGAAGAUCGGUACCAUUAGAAAGUCGUUGAUGGUCGUUGGGUGCGGUUGUUUCGUGAGUCGGAGAAGAGAGCGUGUCGUCGGUUGCUCGAUUAUUGGUCGGUCGUCGUCGUCGUGUAAUCGUAAUCGGAUGAAAAUAGUUCGCGCGAGGAUCGACUUGAUAACGCCGCAUAAAUACAUAUUCAAUAACGAAGACAAUUGGAAAAGAAUAGUCAUGAUUCGAAUAAACGAAGACGAAGACGAAGACGAAGACAGAGACGACAAUGAGAUAAGAUCGAUGAUGAUCCGUGACGGAAGUUCGAAGCACGAUGUCGAUUCAUCGACUUCCGAUUCAUUUGAAAGUCUCUCCGUGAAGGAUUGCAUUUAUCGAGGGGAAGGAAAUGCUAACAUCGUUGUCUCUCUACCACAUAUCUAUCGUGUUUCAGGAGCAGAAGGUAAUCCGAUUCCGGAAAUCGUUACCACGGGAGACUUUGCCGGACAACAACGACGACGAUGAGGACAACGACGACGACGACGACGACGACGACGACGACGAGAAAAUACGCGUAAAACGAGAAGUGGAAUUCGUGAGGCACGUUGUUUCCGGUUACUUGGGUUCUUACGUAGAGAUCCCAGAGAUCGUUCGUUACGAUGCAAAGGACGUGAGCAAACUUCUCGAAAUUAUUCGCCAAUUUCGUCCAGAAAAAAGGAAGUACAAGAAGAAAGUCAAGAGAUACGCCAUGAAAAUGCAAGAUUAUGUUUUUCUUCCAUCGAAGUUCGCUAAACUCGAUCCAGAUUCGUUUAAAAGUAAAUCGACGUUUGCCGUAGAAAUAAAACCUAAACAAGGAUAUCAACGUAAAGAGGAACAACGAUUGCAAAAGUGUCCGUAUUGUCUUGCACAAUAUUACAAGUUGAAGAAGAAAGUGAUCGAUGAUCGAAGCAGUUAUUGUCCGUUUGAUCUUUUCUCUGGUGAUGAGAAACGUAUGAAAGGAGCUAUCGAAUGCUUGUUAAGAUCACCUCAAAACAAUUUGAAAAUCUUCAAGGAUGGAACGAUCGUCUACGAUCAUGAAUUUUCUACGAAUGAUCUUGAAACUGUAUUAAACGAUUGUUAUCAAACUGUUGAUAUUUGUACAAAAGAGACCACUGUCAACUUGUUCAGCAAUUUGAUUUGUGCUAUACUUUUGCAUUCUUAUCCUCAAAGUAAACGUUCAGAGUUAAUGCAAGCUAUGUUUGAACGUAAUCGCUUUUAUCAUAUUUCUGAACGUGACUCCCAAGUUAUUCGUGACACCAACGAGAAACUCAUUUCGAAAACAAAAAAACUUUUUUAUCUUGUACAGGAAAAAUGUAAACGCGAAUGUAAUAAUCUACCUAAGAAUUGUGUAUUGGAACGAAUACUUUCCAUGCAGAGAUUACCAUAUGUCGGUACAGAAUAUAUCUAUGAUAUCUACGAUAAAUAUUCGACAGUGAUAAACGAUGAGAUCAUAUACUCUCAUUUAAUAAAUUCUUCUUGGAAUUAUACGAAAGAACACAAAGAUUCUAAUGGAAAUCAUGCUGAUAAUCGGUCGAGUACAGAUUCUAAAAUUAGAGAGAAUAUUGAGUUAAUUAAAAAUACAAAUCGUUGGAAAGAAAAUUUUUCUUGCUACAACGAAGAGUGCAUAGAUAAAAGUAAUAAUAAAAUUGUCGAAUAUAAUAGUGAUAGAACGUCUAGUGACAUAAUUAAUAAGGAUUUAAUAGCGUUACAAAAUUAUCUUUUGUUUUGUACUGCAAGAGAUUGUUCAAUAUUAAUAACUUUCCGACAAUUAAAACCCGAAGCACUGCUGUCCGUUCCACAAGAAUAUGUGAUUAAAAUAUCCGAAGAUCUUUGUUUUCUUACCAGUGUUAAUGUUUCCGACUUGGAUCCAAAGAGUAUGCACAGUAUUGAAAGGCAUCGUCAUAGAGACAUAAAUAUUCUUGAUGCAGUGAUAUCUAUACUGAAAGAAGAACUAUCUCUAAAUGAUGAUCAAUGAAUAUCCAAGAUAGAUAUUUAA